UAAUCCUCAUGUGACUAGCUGAUGAAAUCCAGAUUGCUGUAGCUUAAGCACAAAAACACCAUUUUGCUGUUCGUGUUUGUAAAGUGCUAACAAGAACGUGUUUCAUCAUGGCCAAGUUACUUCUCUGCGUUCUUCUGCUUGCUUGUAGUCCUUGUUUUAGACCUGGAAUGUCAGCUACUACCGAUGCACCUACCGAUGCAACAAGUGAAGCAUCAACUGCCCAAACAACUGGACAAGUAUCUACUAAAGCUGGAGGGACAACAGUUAAGUCCACAGCUACCUCUGGUUCCACCGCAUUUAUUACAACACCCGCUACAGACGAAAUGACAAAUGCGACCAUGGAACAGACAACGAUGACAACGGAGAUAACAACGGAUAACACUACAACUGAUAACACUACAAAUGAACCGACCACAAUGGCAAUCACGACCCCUCCAGUUACAACAUUGCCUCCUCCUGGAAAAUAUGUAGUGAACGGUUCUGAUGGAACAUGCAUCUUGAUGCAGUUUUAUCUCCAAGUCAUGAUUACUUACAAGAAAACAGAUGGAGAGGUAGCUACAACAUCUGUCGUUUUCCCGGAUACCUCUGUUCCUACGGGAAAUUGUACCGAUAACAGCCGGUAUUUCUCCCUGGCAUACCCGGCGCACGAUGACUGGCACCUCAGGUUGGACUUCAACGUCGAGGAGAAGAUGUACGAGAUGACUUCCCUCACUCUCCAGUGGAAAUAUGAGGAGCCUUUUUUCUCUGAUACUGAUCAAAUGGGUGACACGGACGACAUCAAAUUCGAUGACCCUAAGAGCCUGAACGUUCGAGCCGAUACUGGCAUGACCUUUGAGUGUAAAAUACGGAAACUACAAGCAGAGUCAGUUAAUAUAACGCUGGAAGAGAUCAAGUUUCAGCCAUAUGCUCAGCAGUCAGAUGACAAGGGCGACUUUGGUAAAUCGGAACUCUGUGAUGAAGAUAAACCAACUAAAAAACCACAAGGCCCAGCAGAUGACACCGGCAUGAUAGUGGGAAUUGUCCUCGGAUCUGUUGCUGGUGUUAUUCUUAUCAUUGGAGGACUGUACUUUUUUAUGAGGCACAGGCGCCAGCGUGAAUCAUACAAAAGUCUGGAUUAAAACCUACAACUGGGAGGCUCUGACAGUAUCCUAAGUCAGAAUUUGUUUUUUUUCGAAAACAGGAGAAAAGCUAUUGGUAGCUUUAUCUUGAAAAAUUAAUUCUCAGACAUUUCUUUUUAAAAACUUAAAAGUCGGUAAAUCACAUACCCGGUAACCUUUGGGAGUUGGGGGUUGGGUGAAGAGGUGGGAUAGAGUGCUACUUGGCAUGACAACAAACGGAUCCAUAAGGUCACUGACUAAGUCGAAAUGGACUAAAUCCGGCCCAUUGCGAUGACCAGAAUGCAAGAAAUUACUUCCAGUUAAAUAGUCAAUCUGAUUCAAUUGUUAAUGCGUGCGCUCGGGGACCAUCUUAACUUGGUUCGAUUUGUCUUGUAAAUAUAGUGAACUAUGUACCUCUCACCGCACUUUUCAAGUUGUGUUUCCAAAUCAAUACUAAAAAUUAUCAGAAAUAUAAAUAAUACACAGCAGUCGAAUAAAAUUCAAUCCAAACGGCUUGAUAUUCAAGCAUUUAUUUCUUUCUCUUUCGCGAAAAGAUAUCACAUGCAUGAAAGGCUGGUUAUGUUGCACUUAGUCGAUAACGGGUACUAGCCAAUCGAUGAGAUUAUUGAGCAACGAUCAUGCAAACAUGAUUUCGAUAAAUAGUAGAUUGAACUAUUCAAGGUGUCAUAUAUUACAGCUGCAUUGUUUGUGAUUUAUACGAUACAUUGUUUUGCUAUGUUUCUAUCAAUUUUACUUUUAGCAAAUAUAAACUUGGGACUAUAUAUGUGAAGAAAAAAACCAAGACGGGAAAAUCCACUCUUUGUCUUGAUUUAACCCAUGUCGGUAUCCAUAGGCCAUUAUACAAUUAUCAACACGGUUUAAGGAAAGCAGUGGAAGGUAUAACAACGUGGGACAACAACUUGUGCUUCUUAGACGUGUUGGAACCGAUUUAAUGAAGUGCAUUUGUCCAAAAAUAUAUAUGACGUGAUGCAAUCCAAUAAAUCACACCUAUACAGAUAUAUCAAAUUCGUAAUUAUAUAAAUAUGAUCACAUUCUAAUAAAUUAUCAUUACUCGUCAUAAACGUAUUAAAAAAAAGUUACAAGUGGCAAUUUAUUUUAACACUAUGUCAUUGCCAGUGGCAUGCCCUCCGCUUAGAAUUUGGGCAAGGCAGAUUUAGCUGUUUUAUUGUUAACAAUACAAGUGCCCAUUCUAAGUAGGACCCCAGUUACGCCGCUGGUUGUUGCAUAUCGUUGCUGUAAAUUCAAAGGCGAUUGUGGAUUAUUAUGGCACAUAAUCCUAUAUAUUCUUCCUAUUAGCAUAACAGCUGUUAAUUUGCUAUCAUGAGAUAAAAUAGCCACCAAAAAAAUCUG
Molecule: messenger RNA, 2468 nt
Organism: Patiria miniata (bat star)
Lineage: Eukaryota; Metazoa; Echinodermata; Asteroidea; Valvatida; Asterinidae
Product: lysosome-associated membrane glycoprotein 1-like
Exons: 6
Coding region: 108-1118 (336 amino acids)
Cellular component (GO): membrane
Source: RefSeq, a predicted model, not a curated record